Molecule: messenger RNA, 1296 nt
Organism: Paraphaeosphaeria sporulosa
Lineage: Eukaryota; Fungi; Ascomycota; Dothideomycetes; Pleosporales; Didymosphaeriaceae
Product: mitochondrial carrier
Exons: 5
Coding region: 37-984 (315 amino acids)
Biological process (GO): mitochondrial ATP transmembrane transport; mitochondrial ADP transmembrane transport
Cellular component (GO): mitochondrial inner membrane
Molecular function (GO): ATP:ADP antiporter activity
Source: RefSeq, a predicted model, not a curated record
CUCUCUCUAUCAAAUCUCCUCUCUGCAACCGACAAAAUGGCAGCACAGCAGGAUAAGUCCUUCAUGGGCAUGCCCGGCUUCGUGGUCGACUUCUUGAUGGGUGGUGUCUCCGCCGCCGUCUCGAAGACCGCCGCCGCCCCCAUCGAGCGUGUCAAGCUCCUCAUCCAGAACCAGGAUGAGAUGCUUAAGACCGGUCGUCUCGACCGCAAGUACGACGGUAUCGUCGAGUGCUUCCGCCGUACUUCCCAGCAGGAGGGUGUCCUCUCGCUGUGGCGCGGUAACACUGCCAACGUCAUCCGUUACUUCCCCACCCAGGCGCUCAACUUCGCGUUCCGUGACACCUACAAGUCCAUGUUCGCUUUCAAGAAGGAGCGUGAUGGUUACGCUAAGUGGAUGGCUGGUAACUUGGCCUCCGGUGGUGCUGCCGGUGCCACUUCGCUCCUCUUCGUCUACUCCCUCGACUACGCCCGUACCCGUCUUGCCAACGACGCCAAGAACGCUAAGAAGGGUGGUGACCGCCAGUUCAACGGUCUCGUCGAUGUCUACAAGAAGACCCUCGCCUCCGACGGUAUUGCCGGUCUCUACCGUGGUUUCAUGCCCUCCGUUCUUGGUAUAGUCGUUUACCGUGGUCUGUACUUCGGUAUGUACGACUCGAUCAAGCCCGUUGUUCUCGUUGGUCCUCUUGAGGGUAACUUCUUGGCCUCCUUCUUGCUCGGCUGGACUGUCACCACUGGUGCCGGUAUCGCUUCCUACCCUCUGGACACCAUCCGUCGUCGUAUGAUGAUGACCUCCGGUGAGGCCGUCAAGUACAAGAACUCCGCCGAUGCCGCCCGCCAGAUCAUCGCCGCCGAGGGUGUUAAGUCGCUCUUCAAGGGUGCUGGUGCCAACAUUCUCCGUGGUGUUGCAGGUGCCGGUGUGCUCUCCAUCUACGACCAGGCCCAGCUCAUCAUGUUCGGCAAGAAGUUCAAGGGUGGAUCCGGUUAAGCGUCUCGUUCACAACAAUCUCCGAUACCCUAAUCGAUCGACGUGGAGGGAUGACUUCAUCCUGGUGUGAGGUUCGCGGUGGUGGAGGAAGGAGCAACACGAUGCCCGUACCCUGGGCAGAAGCUUGUUCCCGGUAACGAAAAGCACGCGUCGGUGGUAAUACACCUUGUACUUUACUUUGCCUGGCACAUCUUUUUCCCUCUCACGGCAUCUUGUAUUACAUGUCAUUUCCCUUUGCUGUAACUUUGCUAUCGCUGGUGCUGGGGAAAAUAGUGCACUUAUAGAAGUUUAUGCUGGUUUCUCAAUUUGGUC